This is a messenger RNA of Ceutorhynchus assimilis (cabbage seed weevil), 5360 nucleotides long. NCBI's taxonomy places the organism in Eukaryota, Metazoa, Arthropoda, Insecta, Coleoptera, Curculionidae. The record is from the annotation of a GenBank genome assembly.
CGCCAACAAAAGUUUGAGGUUAUGUGAAAUAUUUUCCAGAAUUUCCAGAACUAGUUCGAAUUUUGACUUUGAAAUUUCCUAAUUUUGAUAAUUAUACAAUAAUGCUCUUUUAACUUACAAAUUAUUAUAAUGAGUUUUCUAAAGCUUGCUAGAAACCCACGCUUGACUAAUUCUGCUAGAACAUUGCUGCGUUAUUCCAGAGAAUUCACACAAUGCAGGAAUUUGGAUACUUUAGGAUUGAAUCGAGUGAAAAGUUCUUUAUUAAGACGUCCAAACAAUAGUUUUUAUGAUAAAAGUGUCUCGUUAGUUUCUGCAAGGUAUUUUACUUCAAAAACCCCGGAUGGAACUGAUGAUGUACCUCCAGAAGAAGAACCGUACAAUCCUCAAUUGCCUGCCACAGUAGCUGUUCCAGAGGUUUGGCCCCACGUUCCAGUCAUUGCCAUAAGUAAAAACAUAGUUUUUCCAAGAUUCAUCAAACUUAUAGAAAUCGCCAAUCCCCAAUUAAUUGAGUUAAUUAGAAGAAAAGUCAAGUUAAAUCAGCCUUACUGUGGUAUAUUUUUAAAGAAAAAUGAAGAAAAUGAAUCAGAAUUGGUCAAUAAUCUUGAAGAUGUCUACAAAGUUGGAGUGUUUGCUCAAAUUCACGAACUGCAAGAUUUGGGAGAUAGAUUAAGAUUAGUCGUAAUGGCACAUAGGAGGAUUAAAAUUACCGGUCAAAUUUUUGAUACUGCCACUGAAGAACCCAAAGAAGAAGACACCAGGGGUCGUAGAAAAAGCCGAGCCAGUAGGAUCAAGAAAAUACACCCAGAAAUUAGAAAUGUCGAAGAAAAAACACAAACACAAAAAAUUACUCAGGAAACUGGAGAGUUGCCUAAAGAAGGAGCUACAACUGCAACUGCACCACCACCACCAGGAGCUGAACCUUUGCUCAUGGCUGAAGUAGAAAAUGUUGUACAUAAUAAAUUUAGACAAACAGAAGAAGUAAAAGCAUUGACUCAAGAAGUUAUAAAAACUAUAAGAGAUAUCAUCAGUUUAAACCCCUUGUAUAGAGAUAGUCUACAACAAAUGAUGCAUCAAGGACAAAGAGUUGUUGACAACCCUGUUUAUCUCUCAGAUUUAGGAGCUGCAUUAACUGCUGCUGAAAGCAAAGAGUUGCAAGAAGUCCUAGAAGAAAUGGAUAUUCCAAAAAGACUAAUGUUGUCUCUUUCUCUCCUAAAAAAAGAAUAUGAACUUUCGAAACUGCAACAAAAAAUCGGCAGAGAAGUAGAAGAAAAAGUAAAGCAACAUCACAGAAAAUACAUUUUACAAGAGCAGCUUAAAGUGAUUAAAAAAGAAUUAGGCCUAGAAAAAGACGAUAAAGACGCUAUAGGCGACAAAUUCAAAGAAAGAAUAAAAGAUAAAAUACUACCUCAAGCAGUCAGUGCAGUCAUAGAUGAAGAACUAAACAAAUUAGGUUUCCUGGAAAGCCAUAGUUCAGAAUUUAACGUUACCAGAAACUAUUUAGAUUGGCUAACAUCACUUCCUUGGGGAGUCCAAAGCGAAGAAAACUUAAACUUGCAAAGAGCCUCAGAAAUUCUAGAUCAAGACCAUUACGGUAUGGAAGAUAUAAAAAGAAGAAUUUUAGAAUUCAUAGCUGUUAGCCAGCUCAAAGGUAGCACCCAGGGGAAAAUUUUGUGCUUCCACGGACCACCUGGGGUGGGAAAAACAAGUAUAGCUAGGUCAAUUGCCAGAGCCCUGAACAGGGAGUAUUUUAGAUUUUCAGUGGGAGGCAUGACAGAUGUUGCUGAAAUCAAAGGCCACCGACGUACUUAUGUGGGUGCGAUGCCUGGCAAAGUAAUUCAAUGUUUUAAGAAAACUAGAACUGAAAAUCCUUUGGUUUUGAUUGAUGAAGUGGAUAAAAUUGGAAAGGGUUAUUCAGGAGAUCCUAGUUCAGCUCUUUUGGAACUAUUAGAUCCAGAACAAAAUGCCAACUUUUUAGACCAUUACUUGGAUGUGCCAGUGGAUUUGUCAAAAGUCUUAUUUAUUUGCACUGCCAAUGUAGUUGACACUAUUCCAGAACCUUUAAGGGAUCGUAUGGAAAUGAUUGACAUGUCUGGCUAUGUGGCAGAAGAAAAAUUGGCCAUUGCCAAGCAAUAUUUAUUGCCGCAAGCUAUGAGAGAUAGUGGUUUAAAAGAUGACCACAUCAAAGUGGAAGAUGAGGCUUUAAAGAUUCUUAUUAGGAGCUAUUGUAGGGAGAGUGGAGUUAGGAAUUUGCAGAAACAUAUAGAGAAAGUAGUGAGAAAAGUGGCGUAUAAAGUAGUAAAAGAUGAAACUCAAUUUAUUGAUGUGGGUUCUAAUAAUUUACAAGAGUUUGUUGGUAAACCUGUAUUUACUCAUGAUAGGAUGUAUCCAACUACUCCUCCAGGGGUUGUUAUGGGUUUAGCAUGGACUGCUAUGGGUGGCUCUACAUUAUACAUAGAAACAACAACAAGAAGGCUACCUUCAACUGAAAAAGAUUCUGAAGGUAGUAUGGAGUUGACUGGGCAUUUGGGGGAUGUAAUGAAGGAGUCUGCAAAAAUUGCCUUGACAGUGGCUAGAAAUUUUUUGUCAUUAAAUGAUCCAAAUAAUAAAUUUCUGCUGAAUAGUCAUCUCCAUCUGCACGUUCCUGAAGGAGCAACACCCAAAGACGGUCCUAGUGCAGGUUGUACAAUAGUAACUGCCCUUUUGUCAUUGGCCAAAAACAAACCAACCAGACAAGAUUUGGCCAUGACAGGAGAAAUUUCUUUGAUGGGAAAAGUUUUACCUGUGGGAGGGAUUAAAGAAAAAACGAUAGCGGCUAAAAGAUCAGGUGUAAAAUGCAUAAUACUACCUGAAGAGAAUAAAAAGGAUUUCAAUGAUCUGCCCACAUUUAUAACGGAAGGGCUCGAAGUGCAUUUUGUCAGUCACGUGGAGGAAGUCUAUAGAAUAGCUUUCCAAGAAUAAAUUUAAUUAUAGAAUUUCAACACUGUCUGAAUAAUUAUUGGUUAUUGUGGGUCAAGGCCGGACAGACAUCAACUCGGACCUGUCACAUUGUUAUUACAUAAAGACUGUUCCUGAAUUAUUACGAAUAAAAAAGGAUUUUUAUUACAUUUUUUUUAUUCUCGCGUUUUGUACAUAAUUUGUUAAAAGAGAACCAAAUAAAAUUUGAUUUUUUUUAAAAAAACAUUGUCUAAUUUGAAUUUACACCAAAAUUAAACUAUAGAAUAUUCAUGAAGAAGAAAACUUAAAAAAAUAUAUUUAUAAAACACCAAAAUAUAUAUACCUACAAAUGUAACAAUAAACUAAAGCUUCGUGUAUCCAAAAUCAAUUCUUUUAGAUAUGCUAUAUAAAACUAUUGCAAUACAUAUAUAAUUACUUAACUCCUAAUAUCUAAAUAAAAACAAAUCAUUUUUUUUUUUUUCAAAUUUAAACACAAUGUGCCAGAAAUAUAAUUUUUCUACUAGCGUGCAGAAAAUGGCACUUUUGAGCACACUUAUUUACAUAGAAAGAUGUAUAUAAAUACCAAAUAACUUGUUAUUUCUGAAUAGUUGUAAUCUAUUUAAUAAAUUCUAUUUUCGUUUUGUUUUCCUUACGCUCGUGAAAAAAAAAAAUCCCCAACUUACAUGGAAAGUGUUUUUCCCAGGUAUCCUGAAAAAAUAGCUAGAUAUUUAUGAGUUUAAGGCAAUUUAAAUACAUACAAUUAUAGUUAAUAUAAACUAGCUAUUCUACAGAGUAAUUACAUAAUAAUUAAUCUCAAUAAUGUAUUUUACUUGGCAUAACCAAACCUUACAUCUAAAAAAAAAUAAAGCUUAUCACUAUCGUUCGCACAGCCAGUUUUUCACCAAAACUAUUUUUUGAUUAACGGUUCGUCGUCCUAUGAAUUCAUUAAAAAGAUGAAUUUAUCCGCCCAAUAUAGAGAGAGCGUAAAAAAAAAACAGUUUUGAUUUUAAUAUCGUACUUAGUGCGGUCCUACACCAAUGAAACAUCAAACAUGCGACAUGAAGUAAAUACCGCAGAUAAACUUCUGCUGCAUAAAAACGUAAAAUGCAGCGUGUAAGUACUGCAUGAUUGAUAUUUCAUUGGUGUACGACCGCACUUACUUUCAAAUAAACGUAAAAUAAAAAUUAUAUUUUUAACUGCAAGAGGCCAGCUCCGUUCAUCACCUAUUAGUUACGAUUUUUAUCACAAUAUGAACACAAUAUUUUUGUAACCCUUCUUAUUGUUUUUUUUUUUUUCAGAUUGGGAAAGUAAUGAUAAAUGAAAACCAUAAAUAUUGGAUUAUGUACAAAUAAUUUAUAUGCUAGACUAGUAUAUGGGAUUCUAAUGAAAUAAAUGGAAGGAAGUUUUUUUUUUUUUACCUGUUUUCAAGUGUUAUUUGUACAAAUAUAAAACUGCCUUUCAAAUAUUUAAACAUUUAAAAGGCAAGAAUAAAUAAUUAGCCAGUAAUACAAGAGCCAAGUAAAAUACUUUCUACUUUAUAUUAUAAUAUAUGCAUGAAAAAAAUAACAGCAAAUGCAAAUUCCAAAAGAAAUUGUUACUCUAAAUACAAGAAUUACAUUUGCUGUAACAAUUACAGAGUUGGACAAAAAAAGCAAUAUAAUUUAUAUGUAACUUGUAGAAAGAUUUUUGUUGUACUAUCACACAUAACCAAAGUUUACAGAAUACACCUCCUCCUUUCCCCUACUUUCAUAUUCUAUAAACUUAAUACUCAACUCACUAAAACUUACUUACAAGGAGCGUACAAAAAUAUGGAUAUUACUAUUAUUAAUAUGGCUCAAACAAGGCAACAUUUCAAUUUUUUCUUGUAGGAACUUAACAGUAAUAAACGGAGGUAAAUAACAAAACCCAGCAGAAUUUUUUUUUCCCUGUUUCACUACACAUGACUAGUUGUAGACACACGCUUCCUAAGAGAGAUUCAAUCAAUUUUUCUCCAAUCCUCAGUCUAUAGGUCAUCAAUAAAGCUAGAGGACAAAGCCGUGUUAGCACUGAUGCCAGCUUUUAGCUUAUCUAAAACUUUGUUGACGUAUUCUGUGGUAUGGCCUGCAACUUUACCUUCUAAAAAAAGCAAAAUAGAUUGAUUAUUUUUAAUAAUUGUUGACUUACUUAUACAAGAUUUAGAGAUUUUGUCAAUGGUUUGAGAUACAUCUUCUUGACUGUCCUGUUUGUUUAGUUUCAUUGCAAUUAGAUGCUUGAUUUGUUGUAUAGUCCAAUUUGUUUUUCUCUUUUCUUGAAUCUGGUCUUACAUUAAAUGGUAAUUCGCUUACUGGUGUCAUAUCGUUAAUAGUUCUGCCAAGUUUGUCAAGUUCCUUGCCAAUAGUGUAAAGUUUACGCGGGUUAGGAGUUAAAUCAUUACCAUCUCCUUUGCG